GGUGCACAUUAGCACGUGUUAUUACGGUAUGUGGCUCGAGAAAUUUUGUAACGCUUCCGUAAACUUUGUUGAUGACAAGUAUUAUAUUCAUUAUAAUAUAUCAGGAAUCUGUACAGAAUGAUUUAAUGAAGUCAUCAUCUCUGGUAUUACAAACAACGGUGAUUGGUUCGUAAGCUCCGCCCUCUCUGUCAUUCGUAUGUUUUUCAUGAACACGUUGAGAAUCGCGUGCGCUGCUGUGUGUUUUACUUCUGCUGCAAAAAUCACAAUGAGCAACUUUAAAUUUAUAGAUAUUGGUAUUAAUCUUACCGACCCCAUGUUCAGAGGCAUCUACAGAGGAACUCAGAAACAUGAAGAUGAUUUUCCACAGAUCAUUGAGAGAGCACUGAAAGUCGGGUUGAAUAAGUUUAUCAUCACCGGAGGAAACCUGCAGGACAGCAAAGAAGCCGUCAGACUCGCAGAGACCAGAGGUGUAGUGUUGAUGUGUACAGGUGAGUUUUACAGUACCGUUGGAUGUCACCCGACCCGCUGCAGUGAGUUUGAAGAUCAGGCUUCAGAUCAGUACCUGGCAAGCCUCAGAGAUGUGAUCAUUAAUAACAGACAGAAGGUGAUUGCUGUAGGAGAGUGUGGUCUCGAUUUUGAUCGGUUGGAGUUUUGUCCUAAAGAAACUCAACUAAAAUACUUUGAGAAACAGUUUGAUUUGGCAGAAGAGAGCAGAUUACCCAUGUUCCUCCACUGCAGAAAUGCCCACCAGGAAUUCUUGGACAUUAUGAAGAGGAACAGAGACAGAUGUGUUGGUGGAGUGGUUCAUUCAUUUGAUGGCAGUCAGGAGGACGCCGCAGCUCUUAUUGAUCUCGAUCUUUAUAUUGGAAUUAAUGGCUGUUCUUUAAAGACUGCAGAAAAUCUGGAGGUGAUGAAGUCCAUCCCGGCAGACAGACUGAUGAUUGAAACAGACGCUCCGUGGUGUGGCAUCAAAAACACUCACGCGGGAGCAAAACUCAUCAAAACCACGUUUCCUACAAAGAAGAAAUGGGAGGCGGGACAUUGUUUAAAAGACAGAAAUGAGCCGUGUCACAUAAUUCAAGUUCUGGAGGUGAUGGCCGCUGUAAGAGAUGAAGAUCCACAGGAACUCGCUGAUAUCAUCUACAACAACACCAUGAGACUGUUCUUCAACCAUAGCACAUGAUCACAUCUGCUGUCAAAGACUUUCAUUUUAAUAAAAAUCACAAGAAUUCA
Messenger RNA from Paramisgurnus dabryanus, 1233 nucleotides. RefSeq names its product TatD DNase domain containing 1 (gene tatdn1). Gene Ontology annotation, cellular component: cytosol. Gene Ontology annotation, molecular function: 3'-5'-DNA exonuclease activity. The record is from RefSeq and is a predicted model, not a curated record. Lineage: Eukaryota; Metazoa; Chordata; Actinopteri; Cypriniformes; Cobitidae.